AGUCGGUAAUGCCCGGAGCAAAGAGAGAGAGAGAGAGAGAGAGAGAGAGAGAGAGAGAGAGAGAGAGAGAGAGAGAGGGGGGGGGGGGGGCAGAGAGAGAGAGGGAGAGAGGUAGUGUGAGGGAGAAAGAGAACGAGAUAGAGAGAGAGGAGAAAGAGAGAGAGAGAGAACGAGAGAGAGAACGAGAGAGAGAGAGAGAGAGGGAGAGAGAGAGAGAGAGAGAGAGAGAGAGAGAGAGAGAGAGAGAGAGAGAGAGAGAGAGAGAGAGAGAGAGGGAGAGGUAGAGAGAGAGAAAGAGGUAGGGUGU
This is a messenger RNA of Closterium sp. NIES-67, 307 nucleotides long. The record is from the annotation of a GenBank genome assembly. NCBI's taxonomy places the organism in Eukaryota, Viridiplantae, Streptophyta, Zygnematophyceae, Desmidiales, Closteriaceae.